AUGCCGCGAGUGGAUCCUGGUCCUGUCAGAAUUCGCGCGGAUUCCAAUCCUAAUGGGCCCAUGCCCAUGCCCAUGUCCAUACUUCGCGAACUGGCGAGACUCGAGAACAUUGUUGCGUUUGCCCAGGUGGUCCACAUGAACUGGAAAGAUCAGGACAACACCAGACCAGACCAAACGUUUCAAAUCAGUACCACCCCUUCUCACGGCCAACGACAGGAAUCCAUUCGGUGCGACAGCCGUGGUCAUUUGGGAGUGUUUGGUCAAUGGAAGGGUGCCACCGCGAUCACGUGGGGAGGGAAUAGGAGACAAACUGGAAGUAUCAACAUAUAA
Messenger RNA from Penicillium cosmopolitanum, 330 nucleotides. RefSeq lists its product as uncharacterized. The transcript has a single exon. The coding region runs from base 1 to 330 and encodes 109 amino acids. Lineage: Eukaryota; Fungi; Ascomycota; Eurotiomycetes; Eurotiales; Aspergillaceae. The record is from RefSeq and is a predicted model, not a curated record.